ACACUCGCCGUCCCCCGCUUCCCACCACCCAUUUCAUCCCCCCAGCAAAUCCAACCCCACCCCUCUCACUCUCGUCUCCUGUUCGCCAGAGCCACCUCGCUCCAGAAGCUUUCCUCCCCUAGAUCUCCCUCCCGUGCCUGGUCGCGCUGCCGACCCGGCCAUGGCGACCAAGGGGAAGCUCGGGGAGCUAGUGUGGGAGCACCGGGUGCAGGCGGCCGCAGCGGUGGCUUUCGUGGCCGCGGCCGCCGUCUCGAUCUCCGCCGUCGGGCCCAGGCUCGGCGCCGUGGUGUCAUUCUUCUGGCCGCUGCUCGUCUCCACGGGCCUCUUCCUGGUGGCGGUCGCCGUGCUGCUCCGGAUCUCGCCGCCGCCCGCGGGCGACGACGACGAGUCCGGCAAGGAGCUCAUCGACUUCGUCGCCGGGUGCCGCCCGGAGCACCUCGUCCCGGAUGCGGCGCCGCCGGCGGCCGUAGCCCCCGUGGAGGCUCCGCCCGAGCUGCAGAUCUAACGGGCUGCCGGAGGAGGAGGCUGACAGCAGCGUAGCUGUGCUGCUGUGCGUGGCAUGGCGUGCUCCGUCCCCGGGUGAACUUCCUCCAGUGGCACGGGUGGGGGCAACCGUUGCGGGCCCACCUGUAAGUGUCAGGCCGGCGCGCCGCCGUGGCUCGGUAGCCUAGGACUUCUCCAUGUCUUGCUCUGCUCCGGUGUAAGAUACCGUGGAUUUUAAUAAUGAAUCAUGGCAUAAAAUAAAA
Molecule: messenger RNA, 746 nt
Organism: Zea mays
Lineage: Eukaryota; Viridiplantae; Streptophyta; Magnoliopsida; Poales; Poaceae
Exons: 1
Coding region: 161-505 (114 amino acids)
Source: RefSeq, marked predicted